Molecule: messenger RNA, 2637 nt
Organism: Megalops cyprinoides (Indo-Pacific tarpon)
Lineage: Eukaryota; Metazoa; Chordata; Actinopteri; Elopiformes; Megalopidae
Gene: slc41a1
Product: solute carrier family 41 member 1
Exons: 11
Coding region: 961-2589 (542 amino acids)
Biological process (GO): monoatomic cation transport
Cellular component (GO): plasma membrane
Molecular function (GO): monoatomic cation transmembrane transporter activity
Source: RefSeq, a predicted model, not a curated record
AGUAAUAUAGAUGCGCAGGACUUUCGGUAUGCUAAAUGGAACAAUGUAACGGAUCGGAGUGACAGGCUUAACCGGUGGGUUACUUAUUAAUCCAGGUCCAGGCCGAUAUCCUACAUAAAGCAUGCUAACCAACACAGCUGCCUCAGGCAAACGGAGAGCAGAAUCCGGAUGGUAAUGACAGGUCGAUGCAGAAGAUUUUAGAGCGGCGCUCUUCCUUUCUUGGGACUUCGGCGUUUACGCAAGGUAACCCGAGGCCAAACUGAUCAAAUCUGAAGCCUUCAGUUCCGCUGCUUGUAACACUACCCGAGUACCGCAGACCUUUAAAUAAAUUGAGGGCGAAAAAAAGUUUACCACGUGGUGAAAGGUGAGACGUUUCCACCACACGGAGACUGUCCCAAACUAGUCUGAAAGAAGCGGUGAAGAGAAGAGCGUCUCUGCCAAGACCCCGGGAGGCGAACACAAGGCGAUUAUAAGGAGCUGCGGCAUUUCAGUUGGGGAACUUACACAGUUAUAACUGUUGACAGUGUCUGCACGAUUUAAGGAGUUAGUCAACUAUAUACACCUGAGAGUGACUUGUUUAAUGCCCUAGAAAGAGCCGACAAAUAGUUACUGGAUUUGUUUUCCUUUGAAGGAAAAAUUGAAUUGUGGCACUUGCUUUUUAGUUGGUUUCCAGAAAAAAACUGCAGUGGAUGGAGAGAAUUACCCUGACGCUCCAUAAAUACAGGCCAGAUCUCGAACACACCUGGGGAAGGGCCGUUCACCUGGCCUCAUAAGCAGCAUCCGAGGAGUAAACUGAAAACCCCACUCCUGCAUUCAACAGCCGUUUCAUUCGCCUGUCAAAAACAUACAUACUUUAAUGGGAUAAAUUAUCUGGAAGGCCAUCAGUAGGUGAAAAAGAUUGUUCCCUGCUUCCAAAGGCUAACAUUUCUCCUUUGUGACAUUAUCCUCUCAACCAUCCGUAUGGUACUCUGGUCGAAAGAGCAAGACAAACCGUCAGACAUGUCCAGCGGCGCGAUAGAAGCGAAGAAGGACGGGGCGCCGCCGGCCUACCACCACGCGAACGGGACAGUGCACCCCAUCAUCCUGACGGACAGCCCCGAGGAGCUGCGGCCCGAGGCGGGCGACUAUGAGCUCACAGAGGUCACCUCCUUCUCGGACCGGACUGAGCCGGAGAACGAGCGGUCCGAAAUGGUGGUCAUCGACUGCAGGGCCAACGCCAAGGGCCAGCGCGAGGAGGACGCUCUCCUGGAGAACGCCAGCCAAAGCAACGAGAGCGACGACACCAGCACGGACCAAAGCCCAGUGCCUUCUGCCCCGCUCAAAGAGACUUCCUUCUCUAUUGGACUUCAGGUCGUGUUCCCAUUCCUGCUGGCAGGUUUUGGGACUGUAGCUGCUGGCAUGGUUUUGGACAUUGUGCAGCACUGGACGGUAUUCACGAAGGUGACGGAGGUCUUCAUUCUGGUGCCCGCUCUCUUGGGGCUGAAAGGGAACCUGGAGAUGACCCUGGCCUCCAGACUGUCCACCGCGGCUAAUAUUGGACUGAUGGACACUCCCAAGGACAUGUGGAAGAUGAUCAUGGGAAACCUUGCACUCAUUCAGGUCCAGGCCACCGUAGUGGGGUUCCUGGCCUCCGUCGCGGCGGUCAUCUUUGGCUGGAUUCCCGAGGGGCAUUUCAAGAUCGGCCACGCGGUCCUGCUCUGCGCCAGCAGCGUGGCCACGGCCUUCAUCGCAUCCCUGCUGCUGGGGCUCAUCAUGAUAGGGGUGAUCAUCGGCUCGAGGAAGGUGGGCAUCAACCCGGACAACGUGGCGACCCCCAUCGCCGCCAGCCUGGGGGAUCUGAUCACCCUAGCUCUGCUGGCGGGCAUCAGCACAGGAUUGUACGAACAGCUGGAGCACAACGACUAUGCAAACCCGCUGGUGUGUGCCUUCUUUGUGGCCCUGACGCCCAUCUGGGUGCUGAUCGCCCGUCGGAUCCCCUCCACCCGAGAGGUGCUGUACUCCGGGUGGGAGCCGGUCAUCAUCGCCAUGGCGAUCAGCAGCAUUGGAGGGCUUAUCCUGGAUAAAACUGUGUCCAACCCCAACUUUGCUGGAAUGGCAGUCUUCACACCUGUCAUCAAUGGUGUGGGCGGGAACCUGGUGGCAGUGCAGGCCAGUCGGAUCUCCACAUACCUGCACAUGAACGGCAUGCCCAUGGUGGAGCCCAACCCCACACCGCAGAAGUGCCCCACCCCCUGCACCACCUUCUUCAGCUCGAAUGUGAACUCCCGCUCGGCCCGUGUCCUCUUCCUCCUUGUGGCCCCGGGGCACCUGGUGUUCCUCUACACCAUCAACUCCAUGCAAGGCGGACACACCACGCUCACUUAUGUCUUCAUUGCCUUCUAUUUGGCUGCUGCACUGUUACAGGUGCUGAUCCUGCUGUACCUGGCGGAUUGGAUGGUGCACUGGAUGUGGGGGCGGGGAAUGGACCCGGACAACUUCUCCAUCCCCUACCUAACGGCCCUGGGGGACCUGCUAGGGACCGGAUUCCUGGCACUGUGCUUCCACAUCCUUUGGCUGAUCGGGGACCGUGACACCGAUGUGGGCGACUAAACCUCCCCCCCCUCUUCCUACACACAACACUUUACCCCCCCACCUCCC